AUGAUGAUAAAGUUUUUGGACGAUCACUGCGCAAGGGAGAACAAGAAGGCCAACAACGUUGUUUCGGCUUAUGAUUUCUUGUAUUUGCCUAUGGAUUUCAAGAAGGAGAAAAGUAAAGGGUAUGCAUUCGUGAACUUCACUAACUAUAGAGCUGUAUGGAGGUUUUUCCACGCAUUUCAUGACAAAACAAGUGUGUUCCUUGAAUCCUCAAAUAGCAUCAUGGUUGUUGCUGCUAAGGUCCAGGGCAAGGAAGCCCAGGUGAAGAGGUUUGAGUCGACCAUCUUCAACUGCGAAUCUGAGGCGUUUCUUCCGGAUUUAGUAGCAGCAGAAGAUGGGUUGAACUCUGCAGAAGAUGCAAUACACAGGAGGAAACAAAUGAAAGUUUUGGUAAUUGGUGCUGUUUGA
Molecule: messenger RNA, 405 nt
Organism: Ipomoea triloba (trilobed morning glory)
Lineage: Eukaryota; Viridiplantae; Streptophyta; Magnoliopsida; Solanales; Convolvulaceae
Product: protein MEI2-like 7
Exons: 4
Coding region: 1-405 (134 amino acids)
Molecular function (GO): nucleic acid binding
Source: RefSeq, a predicted model, not a curated record